This is a messenger RNA of Rhododendron vialii, 1864 nucleotides long. RefSeq lists its product as uncharacterized. Bases 250 to 1674 code for a protein of 474 amino acids. Gene Ontology annotation, cellular component: nucleolus. The transcript is spliced from 7 exons. The record is from RefSeq and is a predicted model, not a curated record. Gene Ontology annotation, biological process: maturation of LSU-rRNA from tricistronic rRNA transcript (SSU-rRNA, 5.8S rRNA, LSU-rRNA); maturation of 5.8S rRNA from tricistronic rRNA transcript (SSU-rRNA, 5.8S rRNA, LSU-rRNA). NCBI's taxonomy places the organism in Eukaryota, Viridiplantae, Streptophyta, Magnoliopsida, Ericales, Ericaceae.
GGGUUUUGAAGGCAUCCUGCAUUGCCAAGAAAAGAGUAGUAGAAUGAAACAAGUUUGGCUCUGUCUCUCUCUACUAUUUCUAAGUUUCAGGUUUGGGGACCGUUCAACGCUGAAGAUGCUCUGAGGUGUUCUUCCUUCGCUAUCUGAUGGGAACUCACGAAUAUUAGUGCUUCAGCUGCUGCUUGCCCACUCUCAGUUUGCACCUUCCAUCCAUUCCUGUUUCCAAUCAUUUGGGGUUCUCAGUUUGGUAUGAUCUUUAGGCCUAUGGCUAGCAUUCUGAGGUUACUCGUUGUUCCAUCUACUGAUGAAAGUGCACUUUAUGGAGAAACUAGGCAACAAAAUACAUCAGAGAUGUACAUGAAACAGUUGGAAGUGGUUAGGUUACUUAGGGCUCUGUUUCGAAUGAAGGUUCACCUGUUUAGUUUUGAUUUCGAAAAGGACAUUAAUGCAAAUCCUAGAGAAUUGCUUUUCUUGCUUCUAUCUUCUUAUGGUGCGACACUCAGUGAAGUUGACUUGGAAAUAUACAGUCUCAUGCUUGAAAUUGAGUCUGCUAAUCUGUCAAACUCUGGAAGCAUUGCUGAAAGGGAUUACCUGUGGGGAAGGGCUGCUAUUAGAAUUAGAAAAGAACGAGAACAGGAGCAGGAUCUGUCGUCUCAUAUGAUGAAGGAUGUUGAAGCAGUAGAAGGCCGAAGAACUCAAUUCAGGGAAAACCUCCCCAUUGACCCCAAAUUGUAUGCAUAUACUGUUUUACAUUUUCCUUAUGGAAGAAACGUUGUUGAGGUUCAACAUGGCGAUUCUGAUGAUAUGAAUGAGAUAAACUAUCCGAAUGUUGAGCAAAUACAAACACAUGAUCCUGUUUUCAUCUUGCGCUUCUCAAUUCAUAGGCUGUUGAUGGGUUACAUUGAACCAGUGGAGUUUACUAGUUUGGGCUUGCUUGCCAUUGCAUUUGUGAGCAUAUCUUCACCACAUGAUGAGAUGAGGAAAUUGGGGUAUGAGGCUCUUGGAGGAUUCAAGAAUGCAUUAGAGUCUAUACCAUUGUUUGCAAAUUUUCUCUGGAGCAACUCAGUUAAUUUUAGAACAGACAGACUAUGGAUACUUUGUCUCCUAUAUGCAGGACUUGAUUCAGAUGAUGAUGCUCAAAUAUAUAUCAGGAACAACAUCCUUGAGAUUCUACUGGGUUUUUACGCUUCUCCUCUUUCAGAUAUUGAAUCAAAAGAAAUGAUUCUUCAGGUGGUAAAGAAAUCUGUUAAAGUUCAUAAAUUGGCUUGUCAUCUAGUUGAGCACUGUAGUAUUAUUUCAUGGUUAUCAUCAAUAGUUUCAGUCUUCUGUGGGAAGCAAUACCAAACUCAGACAAAUUUACCAUUCCCUCUGUUAAACAGAGCACUGGAGGUGGUCAAUGAUGUCAUUUCUACCCGAAACAUAAUUGAGUGGUUGCAGCAGUUUGCCCUGGAGCAGCUCUCAGAACUUUCAACUCAUUUAUACGAACUCUUAGUUGGUGGCAAUCUUAUAGAAAAAGUUCAUCUUGUUACUUCAGUUCUGGAGAUACUUACGUCAACCUUGAAGAUAUCUCUUGAACGAAAAGUUUAUCAGCCACAUUUUACCAGGGUUCGUUUCAGAUAUACAAAGUUGUUGAUGUAUGCUGUGAUGGAAAUUAUAGUCCUUGUGCAGAAUUAGGACUGGAAGCUAUACUUAUGAGCACUCCUCCAGGGGCCAUAUUAUGCAUGGAGGGAGAUAAGCUGCUUAUGUUUGUAAGGUGGGCAACUUCCAGUGCUUUACAGUCAAGCUCUGCAAAAGCGCUUCAGCCUGGGAUACUUAUUGCGAUUCUGCAAUUUUGUUGGAGACAGAGCAAUCUGAAGAUUCUUCA